AAAAUAAUUAUUAAUUGUAAAAAUUAAUAGGGGCUUCAGCUCCCUGUAGAACGUCCCAGCUUGCAAACAAAGAAACCUAACGAAAACAACAAAUGAAAUGCCUGUUUUGUUUUUUCUAAUGAUGUUUCUCUUUUGUUUCUUUCUUGGAACAUUAAACUUUUCAAAAUGUUUACUUUACUAGUUCACUGUACACACCAUAUCAUGAUCCCAUACUCAUACCCUUUCCCUAUGCCGUUUUGAAAGUGACUCCAUGCUUUUUAACCUGCGAUCGACCAUUUUGAGGUGAAGGUUUCUUUCCAAUUACUUUUCUUUUCUUUCCUUUUCUAUUUCUUUCAAUAAGAAGUAUUUAUUAUGCCUUAACAUGAAGAUGGCGACUCUGAUUUGUCAGUCUAAAUCUCUUAUUAUUGUUCGUUGACUUUUUUUUGUUUGUGUGUAAAAGUAAAAUUGUAAUUUUCAUGUUCUACAUAGCCUCAAAUUCUGACUUGUGAAAGUCUGAUGUUAUAGUUUUUGAUUUUUCUCUGUUUGUGUAAUAAUUAUAUUAAUAAUAAAAGAAAACUUUGAUUGUUUUUUAUGGAUACCCUUUUUGAAGAAUUACUUGUUUCUUCCAUGAAUGAUUUUAACUUCAACCAAGGUACAAAUCAAAAUAUUGUGGAAGCUUCUUCACAUGAAACAAAUCAUCCUCAAUUGAGUGAUUCAAAUUUGGUUUCGGUGGGAGAUUCUCCUGGCUCUUCCUCUGCCGAUUCCUUUAAUGCUACACUUAAGUACCUAAGUGAGAUACUCAUGGAAGAGGAAGACUUGGAGAGAAAGUUCCUGAUUUUAGAGGACCCUUUGGCACUCCAAGCUGCUGAAAAGCCAUUCUAUGAUCUCCUUGGCCAGAAUUAUCCCCUUUCUUCUAAUAAAGGUGAAAAUUCAUCUUCUGAUCAUGUACAAUCUGUUGACCAUUUUAGGAGAAGUACAGGGGAAGCAAGUUCAUUUUGUCAUAUGGGCAAAACCCAGAUCUUGGAUUUGGAGAGUUUGGAAUGUAAUUUACUUGAUGAACAGAAGGGAAAGAGGAGCCUUGAAAGAGAAUACGGUGAGAGUGAAGAAGAAAGUAGGAAAAGCAAGCAAUCAGCAAUUUAUAGUGAUGAUUCUGAGGCAACAGAGAUCAUGUUUGACAGAGUAUUACUCUAUGAAGGUGAUACCACUCAAUCUACUGUGUCAACUGUUCGUCAGAAGUCUUCACAGAACCACCAAGCAAAAGGGUCUGGUAGAAAGGUGCGGUUUCCAAAGAAAGAAGGUAAUGACAAGAAAGAAAUGGUGGAUUUAUGGACCCUUUUGACUCAUUGUGCUGAAGCAGUGGCUGACUAUGACCAAAGAACUGCAACUGAACAAUUGAGACGGAUAAGGCAGCAUUCUUCUCCUUGUGGAGAUGCAACUCAAAGAUUAGCUCACUACUUUGCUAAUGGCUUUGAAGCACGCUUGACUGGGAAAAAGACAGCUUCAUAUUCAGCUCUUGUAAGUAGUGAGAUGUCCUUUGCUGAUAUCUUGAAAGCUUACCAAGUAUACAUUACUGCCUGCCCUUUCAUGAGGAUGUCCUAUUCAUUUGCUAACCAAACAAUUAAGAAACUAGCAAAGAACGUAAGAAGUGUUCACAUCAUUGACUUUGGUAUUCUCUACGGUUUCCAAUGGCCCGAGCUUAUCCAACGUCUCUCAAAAACACCAGGAGGCCCUCCAAAGCUUCGAAUCACAGGAAUUGAGAUACCCCAACCAGGUUUUCGACCCUCGGAGAAGGUGGAAGAGACUAAGCGUCGUUUAGAAAACUUUUGUGAGAGAUUCAAUGUUCCAUCUGAGUACAAUGUAAUUGCUCAGAAGUGGGAAACAAUCCGUUAUGAGGAUCUCAAUAUCGAUCCAGACAGAGAUGAGCUUGUUGUGGUUAAUUGUUUGUAUCGGUUAAAGCACAUACCAGAUGAAACAGUGGUGAUGAACAACCCAAGAGACACUGUGUUAAAGCUGAUAAGGAGAAUAAAUCCUGACCUUUUCAUACAUGGUGUUGUUAAUGGUGCAUACAGUGCACCUUUCUUCAUGACAAGGUUCAAAGAGACACUCUUUCACUACUCACCAUUGUUUGACAUGUUUGACACUACCGUACCUCGCCAGGAAGAGUACAGAUUAAAGUUUGAGAAAGCAGUGUAUGGAAGGGAUAUAGAGAAUGUGAUGGCGUGUGAGGGGUUGGAGAGAGUUGAGAGGCCAGAGAGUUACAGGCAGUGGCAGGUAAGGAACACAAGAGUAGGGUUCAAGCAGAUCCCACUUGACCAAGAAAUCUUUGAAGCUGUGAAGAACACUGUGGACUCAAGUUACGACAACAAUUUUGUUGUUGAACAACAUGGUGAGUGGUUGUUACAAGGUUGGAAAGGACGACGUAUAUAUUGUCUCUCUUUUUGGAAACCUACUUGAGAGGUAAGUUAAAGACAUGACUAGCUAGCUUUAAAGCUUAUACUCUUGUCUUGGGCUGUGUAGUGCUUUUUCCUUUGUAAAACAUAAACAGUACACUUAGUAGUCUCCUCCCACAUAUACCAUAUCUAACAUGGACAUUGUUGAUUUUGACUCAUGUCGCUAUGUCCUGACCUCACCUGACCUUGGCAAUUUUAUUAUGAGUUUGGUGUUGAAUUAAGAUCGUUUUAGUCUCAUAACAAAAAAAAAAGGUUUUAGACUUAGUUGCUAUGCUUUUGUCAGUAGAUUUUUUUUUAGAUGCUCAUAUGUAUAUGAAUCAUUAUUAGCUUCGAUGCUAUGGAAACGAUUACUAGGAAUAUUUUCACGAGUCUUUAAUGUAUGUUGAUUUAUUUAAAGGAAAUUUACAAUUUUAUAUA
Molecule: messenger RNA, 2846 nt
Organism: Cannabis sativa
Lineage: Eukaryota; Viridiplantae; Streptophyta; Magnoliopsida; Rosales; Cannabaceae
Product: scarecrow-like protein 14
Exons: 1
Coding region: 571-2433 (620 amino acids)
Biological process (GO): regulation of DNA-templated transcription
Cellular component (GO): nucleus
Molecular function (GO): DNA-binding transcription factor activity; sequence-specific DNA binding
Source: RefSeq, a predicted model, not a curated record